AUGUUAGCCGGUAAAACUAUUUUUUCCAAGAUAGACCUCGUCAGGGCGUACCACCAAAUCCCGGUCGCUGAGGAAGAUAUCCCAAAGACCGCUAUCACGACACCCUUUGGGCUGUUCGAAUUUAUUCGCAUGUCUUUUGGUUUGCGCAAUGCUGCCCAGUCGUUUCAGCGCUUCAUCGAUGAGAUCUUGCGGGGCCUUCCAUUCGCUUACGCCUACAUCGACGACAUACUCGUCGCAAGCUCUUCUGCAGAGGAACAUGCCUCGCGUUUACGCCUCAUAUUCGAUCGUUUCCAACAACACGGUUUGCAAUUUAACGUCGACAAAUGCGUUUUUGGCGUUAAUCCUCUCGAUCUCCUUGGCCAUCACGUCGAUCAGCACGGAAUCACUCCACUUACAGAGGUGCAAUGCAUCUUGUCUUUCCCUGUUCCCAACACACUCACUCAGCUGCGACGUUUCAUAGGCCUUAUCAACUAUUACAGACGUUUUAUUCCCCAUUGUGCGGCAAUCCUGGCUCCCUUGACUGACCUUUUGAAGUCCAAAGCAAAACCUAUUGAACUUUCCCCGGCAGCCCAUGCAGCUUUUGAGGAAGCGAAGAAGGCUCUUGCCGAUGCCACCAUGCUGCACCGCCUCAGCUCUGACGCUCAUGCACAGCUCAUUUUGACCACUGACGCUUCCACCACUGCUGUCGGCGCAGUCUUGCAUCAACAGGUGAAUAACCAGUUUCAGCCUUUAGCUUUCUUUUCACAGAAGCUACAACCGGCGCAGACUCGCUACAGUACUUUCCCUCGCGAGCUCCUUGCCAUCUACUUGGCCAUACGUCACUUUCGACACCUUUUAGAGGGCAGAGACUUUCCGGUCCACACCGACCACAAACCUCUCACUUACGCCCUGA
Spirometra erinaceieuropaei is the source of this 892-nucleotide messenger RNA. Lineage: Eukaryota; Metazoa; Platyhelminthes; Cestoda; Diphyllobothriidea; Diphyllobothriidae. The record is from the annotation of a GenBank genome assembly.